AGUAGUGAAAUGGAGGUACACGAUCGAUUGAUGAAUGUGCCGACGACGGAUUUAACGAUCCUGGAAAUUUUCACUGAAGAUCAAGAGAGAAAAUCGUUCAUAAUUCGAGAAGUGCUGGAAGUAUGUAACAAAAAAAUAUUGAACAAUUGCACGGAUCUCAAGGUUCUCGAAACAUUUCGUAGGAUACUUUGUUACGAGUAUCAAAAGUUUAUAAAUUCAGGAAUUCGUUGGUCUACUUUCGAUGGGAACAAGAACAAAAUACAUCUGGAAACAUUUUCUCUUUGGGAUGUUGAGUGUUCCACCGAUACUCAAGAAUUCGCUCUUCUGUAUGAUGUUGCUGUGUUGCAACUAGCAUUCAAUAGCAAAAAAGAGGCUCUCAUUGAUUUGUUUAAAGAUCGUUAUGAUUCACAAAAAGAACGAUUAGCCAUAGAGCAUGAAUCUCUGCAUCUUUGCCUCAGAGUAUUAGAAUGCGUCACUGAUGCUUAUAGCUUACACUCUCAUCUCCACAAGGAACAUGACCAAAAUGAAGAGUUUGAGCAACUGCCAGAGUGUAUCGUGAAUGUUUUAGAGUUAUGGAUGAAACAGGAGACACGCUCCAAGUGGCAAAUACUGCUAACACUUUUGCCUAAACUGAUUUUGAUAUUUGGAGUUUCAAAAGUUGUCACUCCGCUGUGGAACAAAGUACUUGAUCAACAAUAUGAUCUAGACAAAAUUUUAGAUUUGCUAUGUGUAAUGGCAGACCUAUGCUUCCCAACCAACGAAGAACAAGUGCAACGGAUCCAUUACGAGUAUUCUAUUUCAACAGAAUUCUGGUUGGUGCUACUCCGGAGUCUUGAUUCCACUAUUUAUCAAGAGCGCAAAAAAGGUUUUUAUCUGAUGAAACGUGUCCUUGAUUUUAUUGAGUCAAAUGAGUCACAAAUAAGAAACCAUUUUGACACAUCAAAAACUGAAAUGGUACCGUUCAUCCACACAGCUGCUCAGAGCAAAGAGACCGUUGCUAUAUCAAUGAAAAAAUAUUUUUUUCUAAUCCUCGAAUCAUCAGAGGAGAAACAGAAACAUCUUGUGUUACCAGCUUUGACUUACCUUCCGGAUCUCGUCAAAGGUUAUUCCAUGCAGAAAUCUCAAUGCUAUCAUUUUCACAGAAAAUGGCUCCAGUGUGUUUUCAAAAGGAUCCUCCAGCAUGACAACAUUGCAAUUAAAAAGCUUGGAUUGCAAGAAAUCCUUAUGGCUGAUCUUGACAUUUAUGACGACAGCUUGCUGGAGUUUUUGGCAAAUUUCCUAAACAACAUUCUUCUAUACGAUUUUGAUUACAUUGAGGAGAAACAUCCAAAAAUCGUAUUUCAGUUGGUUGUAUUUUUCAUCAAAUCUGAAAGAGCUCAAGCACUUUUAAUCAAUUCUUUUGUUCGAGCUAUUUCCAAAAUAUCCUGGUGCCCUAUUGCUAUUCGAUGGAUCCUGGAAGCACUUGUUAAGACAGUUCUAAUAGAAGACAUAGUGUACAAUGUGUGGACAUCAGCAGAAUUGGCAUGCUGGAAUAACCUCAUGAAUUGCAACUUCGGAAGUUUGCAUUAUGCACUGGAUAACAGCAUUCACGAAAAUCUUUGGAUGGUAGUUUGUGGAUACAUACCAACUAAUUCUUAUUGGCCGGAUGUGGAGCUCAUUACACAUACUCUUAAUUCAUAUAUAAAACUCCCAGAGACUUAUGGGCCUACUCACGAGUACAUAUCAAAAAUAAUCAGAGCUUCAGAUGCGCAGUUGUACGUCUCCAAUCAGUGUGAAACACUGUGGUCAGGACAGAGUACCAAAUCAUUUGCAACUACAAUAGUUGUUUUUGCCACUUCGGAUCUAAUAUUGUCUCACAACAAUUGCUCUGCUAAAAGGAGUCUCCACAAAUUGUUUGAAACACUGAACAAUGUGUAUCGCAGAUUAUACAUAGAUAAAGCUACAACUCUGAAAGUUUUGGAACUUUUAUCGUAUAUAAUGAUUUUAGCUGGAGAAGAGUAUGACGUCUGUAUGUUAAAAAUCAACCCAUUUUUGCUUCAAUACCAUCAAGCUAUUGUAUGCAUAGUAGAAAGUUGCAUCGAGAAAGCGCAAAUUCCAGAAGCAGAGCACACACUGGCAUGCAAAGCUUUGAUAUUACACGACUAUUGCCAGCCGCGAAGUGGCCAUUUGAAAAGCUUCUUCAACCGAUGUAUUAAUUUCAUUCUGAAUCCUAACAAAUUGAGUAAAUACCACUGGAUGUAUGCCUUGAAGGCGGUAAACAGGUACAAUACAUGGCAUUCUUAUAUUAAAUACCCUAAGUUUGCCUCGAAAGUAAGCCCAACCAAGAUUCAAUCAUUGUUCAAGUAUUUUGAAGAAGAAAUAUUACACGUUCGUCGAGAAGACGAGGCGAAAACCAACGACGAAUUUGAUAAAAAAAUCGUUUAUGAUGGUUGUAAAAACAUGGCUAGAUUUAUCUCCAGCUAUAUCCAACAUGCAAAUUUCGAUGACCUAGUCGACAGUGGAUUUUGGCUCCAAAACCUCCAGCUUCUUGUUGAAAUAGGACCCGAAAAAACUAUCAUUGACGUUGCACAAAUGAUUUGUCACCCACUGGUCGCCCAUUACCAACAAUUGAAGACCGAAGAUCUUAGCUAUAUAAUUUCAAUCACUCGGCUAUCGUGCCGGCUGGUUUUUCAAGUGAAAAAAUCAAAAGUAUUCUUUGAUAUAAUAAAACAACUCACGCAACUCAUAGUUGAUUCAAAUUUUUUAAAUUUGAAUGAAGCAAAAGAAAUAGCAAUCAAGUGGGUCGAUCAGCUGAUGGAAGAAGGACGCAAAGUGCCAAAUCUCCGGCACACAUUCAUUACUGAAGUGAUAGAAUUAGAUAGAGACGAUGCACUCCUUUUUCUACAACCUCUUAUAGUCUGCCUUUUUCACGGAGAAGUUCCACGGCAUGAUCAAAAAAUAGCUGCAGCUGCAAUGAACCAUAAUGAUCCGCUACAUAGCAACAUCGGCAAGGAUAUAAGCAUUCGAUGUCGAGCAGUCAUCGCUAUGAUGGAAUUUUUGGGAGAACCAAAAGAAUUGAAUUCGACAUUUCGCGAAAAGAUGCUCCAGGAAAUUUUACUGAUUUUGAAGAAUCAUCGAAACAAAAGAUACUUCGACAAUUCUCACGUGCACAGACUGAAGCACAGAGCGAUGCAAGCUCUACUGGUACUGGAACCUUAUCUAAACGACGAAGAAGUACGAUAUCUUUACGAGGAAAUGUGCGAGUUAUUGAUCACUGAAAGUAAUCAGCCGAGUGUACGAUUGAUGCAAGAGUGGCUGCUUGUAAGGAUCUACGCAAAUUCCUUGAUGGAUGAAUCCAUAUGGGUACUUUUUGAAUUCGCGAUUGAAAAGCGUCCAGGGAGUCUAGUUUCCGUAUCCAGUAUAGUUUAUCACAUUUCACGAUUGCUUAAAGAUGAGGCAAAAAUCAAGUUCAUUUCCCAAGCGAUGUCGCAUCUUUUGCCGAGUUGCAUGAGUCAACAAUUUAACGUCCGUCUCUAUAGUCAGGUGAUCGUUGCAAAAUUGUACGAAAUGUUGCCAGAAGAGCACCGUUAUCGAUACAAAAUCAUCUUCAAAGCUGUACAAGAAAGUCUUCGCCACGGAAAUUUGACUAAAAAUUCCCCAAAAGUAAUGGACGAUUUUUAUUUCACAGAGUUUCAUCCGAACGAAGACUACAAUUUAGAGUUCAUUUAUGAGCAUCUGCCACGCUUAACGGGCUUACCGCCGGACGAGUGGAUCAAAGCCUCUAUAUGGCAGUUUGUCCAUGGUCACAAUUAUCCAAUCCCGCAGGAAUGCUCUCCCAAAUGGAAAAGAAUUAAAUUUCUCAAACGACCCCCGAAAUCAGCCGGUGGCGAUUCGUGGGAAGAAAUUGAUUCGACGAACGAGGGAGGUCUCAGUGAUAUUCAAAAGAAAAUCAUACCUUGGAAAUCGAUGACACCGUUUACCGACGAACUCUCGGAAGUCUCGAAAGCUGCACUCGCACGGAAAAUUACACGGAACACCGAUGCGGGUAUCAUCGUGGUUGCUUCUCUCAUUGAUCGAGCACCGAACCUCGGAGGACUCGCGAGAACCUGUGAAAUCUUCGGAGCCAAAGAACUGGUUAUUGGGAGCCUGAAAUAUGUCGAAGAUCGAGAAUUUCAGACGCUGAGCAUGUCCGCUGAAAAGUGGAUCACAAUAACAGAGGUCAAAGCUCAUCUUUUGAAAAAUUAUUUACUCGAACAACGGCUGAACGGAUGGAAAUUAGUCGGUGCAGAACAGACCGCUAACAGUACAAAUUUGAAUGAAAUGGAGUUUGAUAAAAAAACAAUACUCCUGCUAGGGAACGAAAAAGAUGGCAUUCCGGCAAACUUGAUUCCACUUCUGGAUACGUGUGUGGAAAUUCCACAAAACGGAGUCGUGAGAUCCUUGAACGUUCACGUUACAGGUGCAAUCUGUAUUUGGCAAUAUGCAAAACAGCACUUGUUCACAUAGUUGUAAAGUAAUUUCAGAGUACCUGAAAAAAUGAAGGUUUAUUGUUAGUAUGUACAUAGGUGAUCCGUACUUUUUGUAUAAAUAUAUUUUCAUACCUUAAAUAAUUAAGCUGCUACUGUAUAAUGCACAGACUUGCAGGAAAAAUCUUCUUUUACUAAGAGUAGAAUAAAAAAAUAUAUUUGUUCUUAGUUUGAAUAUCGAUCUAUUUUUCAAUAUUGAAAUAAAAGCUUAUUUUUCAUCCGU
Venturia canescens is the source of this 4728-nucleotide messenger RNA. RefSeq lists its product as uncharacterized. The transcript has 10 exons. Gene Ontology annotation, molecular function: tRNA (guanine) methyltransferase activity; RNA binding. The record is from RefSeq and is a predicted model, not a curated record. Bases 10 to 4485 code for a protein of 1491 amino acids. Gene Ontology annotation, biological process: tRNA methylation. Lineage: Eukaryota; Metazoa; Arthropoda; Insecta; Hymenoptera; Ichneumonidae.